AUGCGCAGUCGACAGUUUCCAGCUUCCGGUUUUCAAGUGUUCAGUAUGCUGUCCCGCACAGCAAGGGCGUGCCUUGCACGCCUGCAGCCACAGAUUGAAACAUCCCAAACUCUUCUAAAAGCCACACCUGUACUAGCAACAAAAGUAGCAUCAAUUACAUCAGCUCAUGGGAAACCUCGUGAAGGGAUGAUACCACCAUGGCCUUACAGGACCAAACCUUACAGAAUGUGGCACCAGUUUCUCACCUUUGAAUCAACGAUGAAACGCAUGGAUGAAAAUGCCAAAAUUAUCUGCGUCGAUGGGAAUAUUGGUGUCGGUAAAACAGAAUUUUCUAAAAAAUUAGCCAAAGAACUUGAUUUUUGGUAUGUGCCAGAAACUACCGAUACUGAUGUCUACACUUUAGGAGAUUUUGAUUUGAGGGAAUUAAACAAAUUUUUACCUCCAAACGCCAGGAUGUACGACAUGGCAGACUUUUAUGGUGGAUAUGAGUCAAUGGGAGGAAAAGUUGGAGGGUUGCAAGUUAGGAUGUAUGUGCAAAGAUUCUACAAGUAUGCAGAAGCUUUAGUGCAUGUUCUUAACACAGGCCAAGGAGUUGUUUUGGACAGAUCAGUAUGGAGUGACCUGGUGUUCGCUGAAGUUUUGAACAAGAUGGGUUACAUCUCAAAAGAUGCAUUGAAGUACUACUACAUGAUCAGAGAAAACAGUCUUUGUGAACUUUGGGCACCACAUCUCACCAUAUACCUAGAUGCUCCAGUGUCAACUCUACGAGAGCGUAUCAUUAAGAGGAAUAAGCCCAUGGAAGUAAACAGCAAGAUUUUGAAUGAUGAUUUCCUGACUAACAUGGAAAAGGUCUAUAAGAAUAAGUUCAUCCCCCAAAUGAGAAAGUUUGGAGAAGUGGUCGAGUACAACUGGCAAGAUUACGGUCCAGAAUGGGAUAUUCUCGUUGAAGAAAUAGAACAGCUCAAACUGGAACCUGACCUAAAUGAAGAUGCCAAUAAAUUCAGUGAUUGGGAAAUUAAUCGCGAGGAUGACUGGAGUUUCUACAGACGAUAUUUUAACAACAAAGUGGCACUAGACAGAUUGUUUUCUCGUCCAUUCUGGUAUGACCGUUGCCCUGAAAUGUUCCCCACAGGAGAUGAUGCUUAUGCCAUCCUUGAAAUCUUAGACAAGCAUCCUUGCACUCAAUUCAGGCCAGGAUUUAGGAAGGAGCUUGGUGAAAAAGAAAUAUUAUGGAACUUGGGCAUAGACAAAUAGGAAAAUUGACUUUAGGAAAUAUCUCUACAAUAUCUAGAUAACUAGAUAAUCAUGUAUCCUACUAGAACAUGCUGGACAAUAGAUUGUGUGAUAAACUUAGACUCUUGAAUUUCGCUUUGGAUAAGUACAAAGAGUGUACCUACCUUUAUGCAUGCUCUUAGGUGUUGAACGAUUUCAUUGUUUGAUGCACCUAUAGAUUGUAGCAUUUAAUGUCAUGCCAAAUUGUAUAUUUAUUGUGGUAAACAAUACUGAAUUAAACAAACGGUUGUAUUGGUUAUAAGUUUAGUUUUUUGUUUGGUAUUAUGUCACCACCAAAAGUGGAAAUAUAUUUUACUUAUGGCCUCCAACUUUAUUGU
Messenger RNA from Owenia fusiformis, 1610 nucleotides. NCBI's taxonomy places the organism in Eukaryota, Metazoa, Annelida, Polychaeta, Sabellida, Oweniidae. The record is from the annotation of a GenBank genome assembly.